This is a messenger RNA of Rhodamnia argentea, 936 nucleotides long. Its product is annotated as MYB-like transcription factor EOBII. Gene Ontology annotation, biological process: regulation of DNA-templated transcription. Gene Ontology annotation, molecular function: sequence-specific DNA binding; DNA-binding transcription factor activity. Gene Ontology annotation, cellular component: nucleus. Lineage: Eukaryota; Viridiplantae; Streptophyta; Magnoliopsida; Myrtales; Myrtaceae. Bases 95 to 706 code for a protein of 203 amino acids. The transcript has 3 exons. The record is from RefSeq and is a predicted model, not a curated record.
UUUAUCUCAUUAAACUCCUCUCCCUCACUUCCUUAUCCUCCAAAAACCUCCUUGUUUCUCUCUCUCUAGACCCAAAGAGAAAAAGAACAGAAACAUGGACAAGAAACCAUGCGACGGCAAUGGCAAGUCCCAAGAUGUCGAGGUGAGGAAAGGGCCGUGGACGAUGGAGGAGGAUCUCAUCCUCAUCAACUACAUAGCGAAUCACGGCGAAGGUGUUUGGAACACCCUAGCCAAAGCUGCCGGUCUGAAGCGUACCGGGAAGAGUUGUCGGCUCCGGUGGCUGAACUAUCUGCGACCCGACGUCCGGAGAGGCAACAUCACUCCCGAGGAGCAGCUCUUGAUCAUGGAACUGCAUGCUAAGUGGGGAAACAGGUGGUCUAAAAUUGCAAAGCAUCUGCCCGGGAGGACCGACAAUGAGAUAAAGAACUUCUGGAGGACUAGGAUCCAAAAGCACAUCAAGCAAGCAGAGGCUUUCUCCGGUCAGAGCUCCGAGAUGAAUGAUCAAGCCAGCACAGCCCAGAUGUCCAGCAUGCCGGAGCCAAUGGAGAUCUAUGACUCGCCGCCAUCAUUCCAAGGCGGUGGCAACAGCAGCAACAACAACAACAACAACAUGGAGGCUUUUCCAGCGAACUUAUCGGUUGAGUCGAACGAAGCCUACUGGAGCAUGGACGAUUUAUGGUCGAUGCAGCUACUCAACGGGGACUGAUCGCCAGGCAACAUAAUGAUGCAGUAGUCGAAAUGGAUCGACGACAAUAAUAGCUAGGUUUGUUUAAAUGAGGACAGUAGCUUUUAUCUCAUACGUAUCUACGUAUAUGCGCUAGUUUAGAAGCUAUCUACAAAUAUAUGCCUGAGUUGUAAACGAACUACCAUCUGUAGUUCGCAUCCCCGCUAUGUAAUGACUGCAAAAUAAUGAAGAGAGAGAGAGUAUUUGGCUUA